Magallana angulata is the source of this 1537-nucleotide messenger RNA. RefSeq names its product alpha-1A adrenergic receptor-like. The record is from RefSeq and is a predicted model, not a curated record. Gene Ontology annotation, cellular component: membrane. The transcript is spliced from 2 exons. Gene Ontology annotation, biological process: adenylate cyclase-activating adrenergic receptor signaling pathway. Gene Ontology annotation, molecular function: G protein-coupled receptor activity. The coding region runs from base 364 to 1512 and encodes 382 amino acids. Lineage: Eukaryota; Metazoa; Mollusca; Bivalvia; Ostreida; Ostreidae.
UUGGAUGACUAAUACCGAUGCAUGAGGAAAAAGAAAGUUUUUUCAAAGAACCAUUGUUAACUUGUACAUUCAACAACAAUGAACUGCAAAGAUCAGGCAUUGUGACAUUUUUCAUUCAAUCUAUACUUAAAUCUAUUUCAUACACAUCAAAACCAUGAAUAAACAAACAGGCUCCUCGCCCGCUCAAUCUGGAAGUAAAACCUUAUGAAUACCACCAUUGAAUAUCCCCAUAUGAUGUAUGCCUGAAUCAUAGUGUUCGGCGAGUAUUGACACAAAAUUAACUGGAAUAUAACCGGGACGCGAUAUAUCUUUGCAGCACUAGGCUUAUAACCACAGAGCAUAACAACCGGUCGGAACCCCACCAUGAAUGUAUCGGCGUCCUCCGUCGAGCCGAGCCCGGGUGUACAUUGGAGCAAGAUCUUGCUCGGUGUGUUUCUCUACCUGAUUGUUUCGGUGACUAUUUUUGGCAACAUCCUGGUCCUCAUGGCCGUCAAAAGCCACAAGCGCCUUCAGACCGUCUUCAAUAUCUACGUGGUCAAUCUGGCUCUCACAGAUGUUUUAGUUGCCGUUACCGCCAUGAGCUUUUACACGUUGGACAAUAUCUUGGGGUACUGGCCGUUUGGGCGGAUCAUGUGCGGUGUUUGGAUUUUCUUCGACUACGGAAUGACGUUCGUGUCAGUUUUCACUCUCUGCAUUAUCUCUAUUGACCGGUUCUGGGCAGUGAGCUGGCCUAUACAUUACAAGUCGCACAACAACACAAAGAAAGCUAUUGGUAUGGUGGCUGGAGUCUGGUUGUUUACGUUAGUGUUGUGGCUUCCACCAUGUGUGUUGGAUCGAGUUCAGAACGAUGUAGCAGACGACCUCUGUAUCUGGGAUCCGUCCUUGAACAAGAUCAUGGUCAUCGUGAUUGGAGUCCUCGGACAUCACGGGUCGUUCCUUGUUCUAUUCGGAUGCUAUCUUCGAGUGCUCUUUGUCGUCCGUCGUCAAAGAAAAAUAGCAAUGGCCGAGAACAAGACAAACGGCGCAACUGCCUCUAUGGCAAGUCGGCGUCAACAAAUGGCGUCUGAUAUAAACACCUGCCAAGGCAGCGAAACGGACAACAUUCCGUCUGUAUCGUAUGUAUGCGAAAAUGAUGCUAGUAACCAACUUCAAGUACCUAUUAUGAAUAAAGAUGAAUCUAUUAUUGAUUCGUCUCCUGGUACUUCUGUAGAGCCUAAAAUGGGGGACCGUAAGACAGUCAAACCAAAGUCUCGGGUUACAAAGUCUAACAAAGACGCUCGAGUGUUCAUAACCCUGACCUACAUCAUCGUUGGUUAUCUCGUCUGCUGGGUUCCGUUCCAUGUCGUUUAUGACGUCACGGCGAUUCGCCCGGAUUUAGUGUCGGACUUGAUGUAUUCAGUAGUAUUUUGGUUGACGUACUUCAAUUCCACGUUGAAUCCGUUUCUGUAUAAUUUCAGCAGUUCAGAAUUCCGAACCGCUUUCCAGGAUGUACUGAGAGGAAGACAUCGAUAGCGAGAGCGACAUAAAUAACAGCUUU